ACCCCACCCCUGCUGGUAUCCUGAGAAUGGGUGUCCAGGAAUGGCUUCCCUCCUUGGACAGACCCUUCCCUGUCUAGUUUGGAGAAUUCUACGAAGGAGGGCAUGUAAGGUGGCCCCUCAGGGGGGCUACACUUCAGCCCUCCCUCUUCUCCCUACAGCCCUGCCCUCAGCACAGAGACUGCAGCGGUGAGGGGCCUGGAGAAGCCCAGGAUGGGGCUCCGGAAGGAAAAAAAUGGAACAAAGAGACCUCUGAUGUCCCCCUUCUCCGGCCACAAAACUCUCUUCCUCUCAGUCCUGGAAUCUGCCCUAGAUGGAGUAGUCAGGACUCACACGCUUUCUAGGUAGAAAGGCCCAGCACCCAUGGUCUCCAUCUUGGCCAUGUCUCUCCCCUUGGAAUGAACUUACCAGCUGUUGGAGCAGGAGAGGACGAAAGAUGUCAAUUGCCUGAGUUGACCGGCUGGCCCUGGCUCAUCCAGCCAUCCCCGGAGCGGGCUGCUGCUGAAGGCGUCGAGCUGGGAGGGCGCUGGGACACAACCGUUCAGGUGGCUAGGAGCUCUGCCAGCUCUGGUGACCUUGGCGCCCGGGGCCGAGCCUCCGCUGCACCAUGUGAUUGCUUGAAAGGCCGGGCUGGGAGAGCUGCGGCGGGAGCCGGUGGACGAUGAGCCGCUGCGCGGUGCCUGGAGCCCAGCCCUGCCCGGCGCGGCCCCGCAGCUCUGCGCGCCGCCAGGUGCCAAGAACUUUGGGCACCUCCUCCGGGACCCCCUGGUGGCCAGCGGGCAGGAUGGCAUGCUUCCCCACCCCAGGCUUCCGUGACCACAGGUACCUGCCUCCUGACCCUUGGUGCCCGUCCGCUGAUGUGCCUGGCCUGUGCCUGCCAUGCCGCCCUCCAUCUCGGCCUUCCAGGCCGCCUACAUUGGCAUCGAGGUGCUCAUCGCCCUGGUCUCUGUGCCCGGGAAUGUGCUGGUGAUCUGGGCGGUGAAAGUGAACCAGGCACUGCGGGAUGCCACCUUCUGCUUCAUCGUCUCGCUGGCGGUGGCUGAUGUGGCGGUGGGCGCUCUGGUCAUCCCACUAGCCAUCCUCAUCAACAUUGGGCCACGGACCUACUUCCACACCUGCCUCAUGGUCGCCUGCCCUGUCCUCAUCCUCACCCAGAGUUCCAUUCUGGCCCUGCUGGCAAUCGCCGUGGACCGCUACCUCCGCGUCAAGAUCCCCCUCCGGUACAAGACGGUGGUGACUCCGCGGAGGGCGGCGGUGGCCAUCGCCGGCUGCUGGAUUCUCUCCUUCGUGGUGGGCCUGACGCCCCUGUUCGGCUGGAACAGGCUGGGGGAGGUGGAGCGGGCCUGGGCGGCCAACGGCAGCGAGGGCGAGCCCGUGAUCGAGUGCGAGUUUGAGAAGGUCAUCAGCAUGGAGUACAUGGUCUACUUCAACUUCUUCGUCUGGGUGCUGCCCCCGCUGCUGCUUGUGGCCCUCAUCUACCUGGAGGUCUUCUACCUGAUCCGCAGGCAGCUCAGCAAGAAGGUGUCCGCCUCGUCCGGCGACCCGCAGAAGUACUACGGGAAGGAGCUGAAGAUCGCCAAGUCGCUGGCCCUCAUCCUCUUCCUCUUCGCCCUCAGCUGGCUGCCCCUGCACAUCCUGAACUGCGUCACGCUCUUCUGCCCUUCCUGCCAGAAGCCCAGCAUCCUCAUGUACAUCGCCAUCUUCCUCACACAUGGCAACUCGGCCAUGAACCCCAUCGUCUAUGCCUUCCGCAUCCAGAAGUUCCGGGUCACCUUCCUUAAGAUUUGGAAUGACCAUUUCCGCUGCCAGCCCGCACCCCCCGUGGACGAGGACCCCCCGGAAGAAGGGCCCCACGACUAGACUCCACCUUCCGCUCCUGCCUGCCCACGUCGGGGGCGUCUCAGCCCAGUCCCACCUCCCCACUGGUCCCACUCCUGAGCCUUCCUGGCUGGGCUGUGGGGUGUGGGUGCCCUGCACCUCGGGCCCUGGAGGAGGUUUGGGAGGGCGGUCCAUGGGGGAGAAACCCGGUAACCUGAGGAGAGGAGGAAAGCGGCUUGAGCCUCCCCAGCUGUGUGACCAUCCUACGGGCAGCCCAGUGCUUCAGGCUGGACGGACUGGGGAGACUGAGGCUGCAACGGGGCCACGUGGGCAAGCUUGGGCUCCCAUGGUAGUCAGGGCAGCCUGCUUGUCUCUGGCGGUAGUGGUACAACCCUGGGACCAAGUCUAAGGAGAGGAGAGGAUCCCCUCCAAGA
Ailuropoda melanoleuca (giant panda) is the source of this 2249-nucleotide messenger RNA. It is a transcript of the gene ADORA1, whose product is annotated as adenosine A1 receptor. Gene Ontology annotation, molecular function: G protein-coupled adenosine receptor activity. Gene Ontology annotation, cellular component: plasma membrane; synapse; dendrite. Lineage: Eukaryota; Metazoa; Chordata; Mammalia; Carnivora; Ursidae. Bases 877 to 1857 code for a protein of 326 amino acids. Gene Ontology annotation, biological process: G protein-coupled adenosine receptor signaling pathway. The transcript is spliced from 6 exons. The record is from RefSeq and is a predicted model, not a curated record.